UUGUGAACCCGGCCUGGUCCGACCCAAAAUGUAUAUCAAUGUAUGUAACCAUUGUACGACGCGAAAGGAGAGAUGGAAGCUUUCAACUUCAAUAGAACCAACAAGUGGAAGAAGAGACCCUCUCACAGAUUCUCACUCCUCCCAAUCUCUCUCCUCACCCUCCUCUUCGCUCUCCUCCUCUUCAUCUCCUACAGGCACUUUUCCAAUUCCCUCCUUCCUAUUUCAAAGAAUUCGGAACCAGCCCAAUUGCCCCAAUGCAGGUCACAGAAAACCCUAGGAGAGAAGUUUCUCUGGUACGCCCCCCACAGUGGGUUCAGCAACCAGUUGUCCGAGUUCAAGAACGCUAUUUUGAUGGCUGCGAUACUCAAUCGAACCCUAAUCGUCCCUCCGAUUCUGGAUCACCAUGCGGUUGCUCUCGGCAGUUGCCCCAAAUUUAGGGUUUCGAGCCCCAAAGAGCUUCGAUUUUCUGUCUGGAAUCACAUCAUUGAGCUCCUUCAGAAUCACAGGUACAUAUCCAUGGCUGACAUAAUUGAUCUUUCAUCACUAGUGUCUGAUUAUGCAGUUCGGGUAAUUGAUUUUAGAGUCUUUGUAUCUACGUGGUGCGGGGUGAACAUGGACUUCGCUUGCUUUAAUGACUCAAAAAUUCAGUACUCUUUGUUUGACACCCUAAAGCAAUGUGGGUCUCUACUAUCUGGGUACAAUGGUAAUGUAAAUAAUUGUUUGUAUGCUUUAGAUGAAGAUUGCAGAACAACAGUUUGGACAUACCAAAAAGGUGGUGAAGAUGGGUUACCAGACUUAUUUCAACCCGAUGAGCAACUUAAGAGGAAAAAGAAAAUUUCAUACUUUAGGAGACGUCAAGAUGUAUAUAAGACCCUUGGACCGGGUUCCAGAUCUGAAUUGGCCACUGUUUUGGCAUUUGGAAGCCUUUUUACUGCCCCAUAUAAAGGUACUGAGCUAUAUAUUGAUAUCCAUGAAACUCCAAGAGAUCGAAGAGUACAAUCUUUGAUUGAGAAAAUUGAAUUUCUGCCAUUUGUCCCUGAAAUCAUAAGCGCGGGGAAGGAGUUUGCUUUACAGACAAUUAAAGCUCCUUUUCUGUGUGCACAACUUAGAUUGUUAGAUGGACAGUUUAAGAACCACUGGGAGGCUACUUUUCUGGGGUUAAAACAAAAGAUAGAAUCAUUAAAGCAAAAACAUUCUCAGCCAAUUCCUAUAUUCUUGAUGACUGAUCUUCCUAAGGGUAAUUGGACUAAGAGUUACUUGGGGGAUUUAGAAAGAGAUUCUGAUGGGUUUAAGCUGUAUUUUCUGAGAGAUGAAGAAGAGUUAGUAAUAAGAACUGCAAAGAAUCUUGCUGCUGCUGGGCAUGGCAUGAAGUUUGGGCUUGGUCCGAGAAGUGUUGACAAGAUGGAGAAGCAUUGCCGUAGUCAAAUGUUUCCUGGUAUACUUCUAUACAUAGAAGAAGCUGUUUGCAGCUGCGCUUCACUUGGUUUUGUCGGGACUGCUGGAUCAACUAUUGCUGAGAGUAUAGAACUGAUGAGAAAAUAUGACAUAUGUUCUAGUCAAAGUCACACUAAAUUGUAGCUAUUGUUGGCUUUCUGUAUGAUGGAUUCAGAUUCAUUUAAGAUGGACUUCGUCUUCUCAUUUCAGAGAUAAAUAUCACCAGUUGCAAGUACAACUAAAAAUCUGGUCACACACAUUGGAUGAUGCAAGCUUGAAAAGUUUGAGCCUUCUAUAUUUUUGUGGUGGAAGUGAAACAUAAAGCGAGAGCAUUCUUCUGUCAAUUAGUUCUAAAUCAUGAUUCUUAACAACUCAGCCAGCAGGAGUCGGCAGAAAUUUUUUUUGGUUCAAGGGAUGGUACCAAUUGACCAAGUCAUUGGAAAUGAUAGUAUGAGGGAGCUGCAGUUCUUAUAGGAUGGACGUUCCCUACCUUUUGACAAGAUUCAUACGCAAAACAAAGAAUUCUGCGCAAUCAGAUUUGAAAGGUAAUGUUUUUGUUAGUGGUUUCAAAUGUGUGCUUCACUAUUUGAACUAUCCCAAUUAAGUUGGAGCUAGUGAGAGUAUUUAUAUCACUCUAACGGGAUUGAUUGAAGUAUAUCUAGUUUAAGUAUACUGUGUGAAAUUACUUAAUAUAUUUGGAUUUUCCUAA
Molecule: messenger RNA, 2143 nt
Organism: Cornus florida
Lineage: Eukaryota; Viridiplantae; Streptophyta; Magnoliopsida; Cornales; Cornaceae
Product: O-fucosyltransferase 30
Exons: 2
Coding region: 73-1578 (501 amino acids)
Source: RefSeq, a predicted model, not a curated record